Molecule: messenger RNA, 1699 nt
Organism: Emiliania huxleyi CCMP1516
Lineage: Eukaryota; Haptophyta; Isochrysidales; Noelaerhabdaceae
Gene: Arf4-1
Product: Arf4, ADP-ribosylation factor fused with the 2OG-Fe(II) oxygenase superfamily domain
Exons: 2
Coding region: 1-1479 (492 amino acids)
Biological process (GO): intracellular protein transport; vesicle-mediated transport
Cellular component (GO): cytoplasm
Molecular function (GO): GTP binding; GTPase activity
Source: RefSeq, a predicted model, not a curated record
AUGCCGCGCCCUGUGGGAGCCGUCGCCUCCUCGCUCGAGGCGCACGGAUACGUGAUCAUCGCCCUCGACGCCGGCUCCGCAGCGACGUUGCGCUCGGCGAUGCAGGGCGCGAGCCAAGUGGGCGCCGCGCAGGCUGCGCUCGAGGACGCCGCCUCCUUCAAGCACUACCAGGGAGAGCGCGCACAGCUACGGCUCAUCGUCAACGGCCAGCGACCCGACGCCGAGUGGCUGGCACAGGCGUGCGACGUACUUGGCCUCGUCGCGAGCAACGCCACCCGCGCCCUCGACAUGCCGUACAACAGCCUCGACGCGAGGCUCCUCGACGUCUUCUGGUACGAAGCGUCGAUGCCGGCCGCAAACGACUGGGUGCCGGAGGAUGACGGCAACGAGGACUGCUCGGAGUGGGUGCUCGUGCAGCGACCGGGCUCGGGCGGCACGGUCGAGGGUGACUGCACCCACCUGCCCUGCCCCGCACACCAGGACCCGGGGAUGGUCACCGUGGUUGCGGACAACGGCGUCAGUGCGCUCGAGGUCCAAGGCCGCGACGGCGAGUGGCACAGGCUGGCGCUACAACCGAAUGAGUGCGUUGUGCUCGCGGGCCGCGCUCUCUCGACGCUCACCGGCGGCCGCAUUCCCGCCUGCACGCACCGCGUCGUGCAGCCCUCGACGGCACGGAUCUCGAUGGUCUUUGAGGUGCGCCUGCACGGGUCCGACGCAAAGGCCGCGCAGGAGGCGACAAAGGCCGCGCUGGAGGAGACAUCAAAGCUUCUCCCCUGGCACGAACAAGCGAGCUGCAGCCGCCUGUUCUGUGCGGCGCCGCUCGCUCUGUGCGGCGCUCGCGGGGUGGUGCAAGAGCUUGCCCGGCGGCUCCGCCCACUUGCCACGUUAGAGAAGCUCGGCACCGGGGCUCUCUCCUUCUCCAAGGUCGUCGGCAAGCUGUUGGGGAAGAAGAACGACGUGCGCAUCGUCAUGGUGGGCCUCGACGCCGCCGGCAAGACCACCAUUCUUUACCAGCUCAAGCUGGGCGAGAUUGUGACCACAAUCCCGACGAUCGGCUUCAACGUGGAGACGGUGAACUACAAGAACAUUCAAUUCAUCUGCUGGGACAUCGGCGGCAAGGACAAGAUCCGGCCGCUCUGGCGGCACUACUACCAAAACACGCAGGCCGUCGUCUGCGUCGUCGACUCGAAUGACCGCGACCGGAUUGGCGAGGCGCGCGAUGAGCUCCAGCGCAUGAUCAGCGAGGCCGGGCUCCGCGACGCGAUUCUUCUGGUCUUGGCCAACAAGCAGGACCUGCCCGGCGCCAUGUCUGCUGCUGAGGUCACCGAGGCGCUCGGCCUGCACGCCCUCCGCCAGCGCUGGUAUAUCCAGCCGACGUGCGCCAUCACGGGCCGGGGGCUGUACGAUGGGCUGGAUUGGAUGGCCCAAGCGCUCAACCCAAGCUUUGACGUGCCACCCGGGCCAGUAAACUCGCUCUGAAAAGUGCGGCGCACGGUUCCAAUGUGCGGCGCUUGUCGCUGCGCUAUUGGACGCUGCGGUGGCGGAGCCGGGGCCUCGGCCUGGCCCCCACCCACACACCUCUGAAGCCUGGGGCCGCUCUCUAGUACAAGCGGUCAGCGUCUUACAUGCGAAGUGGGAGAGAGAGAACGGAGACUGCUGCGGAAAAGUUUCUCUGUGUUUGACUAAUUGUUGCUGGUGU